AUGCGAAACCUACUAUACUCAUUAUUAUCCUUAUUACUAACACUUGCAUCCUUUGUCGAGAGUUGCGACAAAGGAUUAACACAGUUACGACAUAAAGACACUCUACAGUUGAUGAGAUGUGUGCCAACGUUACCGGGCCACCCAGACCCAUGUAUCCUCCAAACCGGCGGACAAAUGAGUUUCUGCCAGCCAGACGGUCAAGACUAUGUGUGUUGUGGAACUCCAGAACUACUAGUUGACCUAGUGGGAAGUCAGAAUAAACUUCAGUUUCCGGAUAAAUGGAGCUUCUAUCCAAGACAGUCCCAUUACGAUUAUAGUGUUUUUGUGAGGGGUUCGAAAGAACAACUAGAAAGUGAUCCAACUUUCAAAAAUCAAGUUGUCCUAACCACUCCGAAACCCUCUACAACCUCCCACACCACCACAAGGAAGCGACAAUCUUUGAAAUCCAACGUGGUGCUCCAAAUGCUCACCAUCCCGUCGCUAAGCCGUGGUAACUACUCAAACUCUCUGAAAUUGAGCACUAACUCAGUGCUCGUGAGGGAUGGCGCAUGUGUUUUCGUAGUGGACACCGGGCUUCCAGCUCAGAAGAAACAGAUCUCGAAGAAUCUCGCUUCUUACGGAGCACCUGCGAAGAAGAUCAAGUUUGUAGUGGUCACAUCUUCCCAACCUCAGUUUUCUGGAAAUUUGAAUUUAUUCCCUUUUUCUCAGUUUAUAAUGGCCGAUGCGACUAUGUUCAAGGACAAUAUUGUGUUUAUGAAGCGCUUUGAGAAGCACUCAAUCCUUGAACUCUGCUCGCCCAACUCUUUGAUUCAGUCAACUCCAGGACCAACACCGAAUUCGAUAACUGUAAUCGUGCGAAACGUGGAUUUGAUGGGAACGAUAGCGAUAGCCGGUGCACUCUUUCCGAAUGGCAAUGAUCUGAAUGUAUUUGACACGAAUUCGAUAUACGAUAUCGAUAAAUUUAUCGAAUCGAGGAAUCGAAUCAUUUGUGAAGUCGAUUGGAUUGUUCCGGCGAGUUCGUCACCGUUUCGAGUCACUCAGCUGCAUCGGAGCAAUGCGAAUUGUUAA
Molecule: messenger RNA, 1068 nt
Organism: Caenorhabditis remanei
Lineage: Eukaryota; Metazoa; Nematoda; Chromadorea; Rhabditida; Rhabditidae
Exons: 4
Coding region: 1-1068 (355 amino acids)
Source: RefSeq, a predicted model, not a curated record